AUGCAGGCGACACGCCGAUGGCUUCGGCGGAACAGAACCACCCUUCUAAUCACUGCCGGAGUCGUGGGCGCCGGAUAUGUCGCUGGACAAUAUGUCGUCGGCAAGAUACAGGAGGCGCGGCAGCGCAUGAGUGAGGAUCGGAUAUCCAAGGAGAACCUCCGACGACGAUUCGAGCAGAACCAGGAAGAUUGCACUUAUACCGUCCUCGCCCUCCUGCCUACGAUCCGCGAAGAGAUCAUUGGCGCGCUACCCGUCGAGCAGAUCACGGAGCAAUUACAGCAAGAGCGACAAGAACGGUUGCGGAAGCUGGGACAGUCCGAAGCGGCUUCUUCUGAGCUACCCUCUGGGCCACCCAGUGUCACGGACGAUGCUGCGAGCUUGCAGAGCAGCAGCUAUGUCCAUGCGAGUCAGAUGGUGAGCAGCGGUGGAGAUUCUGGCACAUCAUCAUCGAGGCCGAAAAGGAGUAAAGCGCAGCUAUGGCAGGAGAUGAAGAUACAUUCGGUCACGCGAGCGUUGACGUUGAUCUAUACGGUGUCGCUUCUCACGAUGCUCACGCGGAUACAACUAAAUCUUCUUGGUCGGAGAACGUACCUGUCAUCAGUGGUCGCGCUGGCAUCACCUCCGGCAGCGGUGGAGGAGUCUACGAUAUCGUUAGAGAACAAGGAUGACGACAACUACGAGAACAUGUACGGAAACGACUUUGACACGAAUCGAAAGUACUUGACCUUCUCGUGGUGGCUGUUGCACAGAGGGAGCAAGCAGAUCAUGGAGAGGGUGAUGGGGGCGGUGAAGGAGGUGUUUGGGUCUGUGAAUAUACGGGAGGAUAUCAGCAUGGAAAGACUUUCCGAUUUGAUUAUGCAGGUACGGAGGAAGAUUGAAGGGGCGACGGAGGAGGAGCGGAGGGACAUGAAGUGGUUAUCCUAUCUACUGCCUCCGAAGCAGGAUGAGUCGUACGUCAUUCGACAGUCGACAAUGUCAGAUAGCGAAGAUGUGGCAUCACCAGAAGCGAGCUCCAAGGAGGAUCCGAUGAGCGCAUCCGUGGUAGAAGACUCCGAAAUCAGCGGCUCAUUACGGCGGCUCCUGGACGAGACAUCCGACCUCAUCGAUUCACCCACCUUCACCCACGUCCUGAGUAGACUCCUCGACACCUCCUUUUCACAUCUCGUCGACUACCGCAUUGCUACAGAAGCGUUUGGCAUUACUGGACCACCAGCACCUGGGACAAUGGGCGAGGAGUCCAGGAUAACGGAAAUCAGCGACAAGAAGUGUAAACUCGCACACAUGCUGCCGAUCUUCUGCAAGCAAGCGCACGUCAUCGCAUCAGGAAGUGGCGAGUUCGACGCCAUGGACGGCGCGAUGGGACAGCAGACGCUCGGAAACGAGUACAUCGCCGCCCUAGAUCGCGUGGCAGAACUCGGAGCCUUCGCAGCGGUGAUCUACUCGAGUAACUUCGAGUAUGAAGUACAGGAGAGCGAGAACACGACUGCUGCUUCGUCUGAAGCGAAGCCAUCCCCGCCGGCGCUGGCGUCGAUGGGCGAGUCGCUAGGUCUUCUGGGGUCUGUGGCGCAGGUUGACGAGGCGAGGCCGAAGAACGUCGAGCGGAGUACGUUGGAGGAUAGUGGUUCGGCGCCUGUCAUGGCUGCUGAGGAGAGUGCGCCUGCUGAGGCCGGGCAGGGUGGGUUUGAAGCGGCAUGGAAGAAGGCACUGUCGGAGGAAGAUGGGCAGGGUGGCGGUAGCUAG
Saxophila tyrrhenica is the source of this 1740-nucleotide messenger RNA. It is a transcript of the gene PEX3, whose product is annotated as peroxin. The transcript has 2 exons. The coding region runs from base 1 to 1740 and encodes 579 amino acids. The record is from RefSeq and is a predicted model, not a curated record. Gene Ontology annotation, biological process: protein import into peroxisome membrane. Lineage: Eukaryota; Fungi; Ascomycota; Dothideomycetes; Mycosphaerellales; Extremaceae. Gene Ontology annotation, cellular component: peroxisomal membrane. Gene Ontology annotation, molecular function: protein-macromolecule adaptor activity.